AUCUACGAAGAAGCCCUUACGGGGAGAACCGCGACUUACGGAUCAUUCCAUCGCCAGAUUCGUCGAACAGCUUAUAGUCUGCGUCACGAUCUAUCGAUCCAACCAGGAGAUAUUGUGUCAAUCUCUGGAUUCAGCUCCAUUGAGUACAUUCUGACUGCUCAUGCCGUCUGGUGGACCGGUGGCAUUGUGAGCCCAAUCAACAACAGUCUCCAUCCCGAUGAGUUAUCUCGGGCUAUCGAUCUUGUCAAGCCAAGAUGUCUAAUAUUCACGAUAGGAGAACCGACCGGCGCAAAAUGGCCACCUUUACCAAUCAACUACUCGCCCUCCAUCGACGAAGAACCCGAGCUGCGGAAUCCUAUCCGGCCCCAUACCUUCAAUCCCAAGAAAGCUUGCGCAGCGAUCCUACUUUCAAGUGGAGCAACCGGCAUGUCAAAAGCAGUCAUGCUCUCGCACUACAACCUCGUCGCCCCCUGCUUCCAGCUCCGAGAGGAUAAUCCACAGAACUGGCGUGGAAGUCAACGAGAGAUAUUCUUUCCGCCCUUAUCACAUAUCUAUGCGCUGUACGUCUGCUUCACGAUGGGUCUGUGGCUGGGUGCAUAUGUCUGUCUUAUGCCCCGGUUUGACCUGGAGCCCUAUUGUCGCCUGCUCAAGGACAGGAAAGCUACGCUCGCGAGAGUCUUGCCUUCCAUCUCGAGGAUGUUGGCUGAGAGCCCUGUUGUACGUCAGUACAAGUAUCCAUCCUUGGAGUAUUUCAGUUGCUCUGCUGCACCGUUGCAUGUACGUGAAAAUGUCCAUUUGAGUGGCAUUGUCCGACUAAGCCAACUAACACGGUCGUUCGAUUACGAUGGGCACUUGGAUACUAAUAAUAUAUUCGCAGCAUAUGGAUGUACUGAGCUAUCUGGACCAUGUGUUCAGAGUGGAGUGCGUGAUAGAGGGCUUCCACUCUCUGCUUCUGGCACUGUGAUUGCAAACAGUGAGAUCCGAUUCUUGGGUCUGGAUGGUAAAGAUGUCGGGGCACGAGGACCUGAAGAGACAGCAAAAGCCAUGUUUGAAGAUGGAUGGCUCCGCACCGGAGACUUGGGAUACAUGGACGAGAAGGGAUACCUGUACAUCUAUGAUCGUUUGAAAGAAAUGAUCAAGUAUAAGGGAUUUCAGGUUUCGCCAUCUGAGUUGGAGAACAUUAUCAUUCAGCAUCCCUUGGUACAUGAGGCUGCUGUAAUCGGCGCUUGGAGCUCCACGGAAGACACGGAGAUACCUCAGGCAUUUGUGGUAUUGAAGAAUGCACAAGGUAAUGCUCAAGGGGUUGCGAAGGAUGUCUCGGAUUUUGUGUCAACUAAGGUUUCUAACUACCAAAAGUUGAGGGGGGGGGGGGGGGGUUGUUAUAAUUGA
Molecule: messenger RNA, 1389 nt
Organism: Penicillium lagena
Lineage: Eukaryota; Fungi; Ascomycota; Eurotiomycetes; Eurotiales; Aspergillaceae
Exons: 5
Molecular function (GO): CoA-ligase activity
Source: RefSeq, a predicted model, not a curated record